Messenger RNA from Sinocyclocheilus grahami, 1444 nucleotides. RefSeq names its product mitochondrial pyruvate carrier 2-like. The record is from RefSeq and is a predicted model, not a curated record. The transcript has 7 exons. Gene Ontology annotation, cellular component: mitochondrial inner membrane. Lineage: Eukaryota; Metazoa; Chordata; Actinopteri; Cypriniformes; Cyprinidae. Gene Ontology annotation, biological process: pyruvate import into mitochondria. The coding region runs from base 1 to 498 and encodes 165 amino acids.
AUGGAUUCGCCACAACAGGAGAAUGGCCACAAACUCGUGUACACGAAGGACCGGCUGCUCGCCCUCAGGACUACGGCCAAUGUUGGAAUUGUCCCACACCUGCCACGAGAGGCACAUAGAUUUGGACGCUGUUCUCCAUGGUGUCACUCUGAGCCACACAUUCCACGUACUUCCCAUGAAACUGUGACAGCGGAAGCAUUUCCAGUGGAUAGACCAAAGACGGUUUUCUUCUGGGCACCAGUUUUUAAAUGGGGUUUAGUAGUGGCUGGAUUCUCUGAUAUGACCCGGCCACCAGAAAAGCUCAGUGUCUCUCAGUCCUGCGUCAUUACAGCCACAGGAAUAAUUUGGUCAAGGUACUGCUUGGUGAUCAUCCCCAAAAACUGGGCUCUGUUUGCUGUUAACUUCUUUCUAGGCAUGUGUGGAAGCAUUCAGCUCAUAAGAAUAUGGAGGUACAACCAACAGCUCAAGCAGAAAGGAGUGGAAGUGCCACAGCCUUGAAUUGCCACUUAUUCUGACGAGUGGAGUGGUGAUAAAGUUUUGCUUUGUUACUGUAAAAGCAAUGAAUCUGCAUUUUGCACACAUCAGUCAUGUUAUAUAGAUCAAACAAAUAUGCUCUUUCUGUGUAAAAUAGGGAUUUGUUUUUUUUAAACUUCAUAAUCAUUUCAAACUUUAUCACAUAAAAUUGUGAUAUUACGAUUGUAAUUCAUAUGUUUUUGAUUGUAUAUUGUAAUGUGUUGUUAUUCUGAUCCAUCGUUAUUUCUAUAGAUUUCUUAGUUUUAAGGUGGUCAUAUUAUAAUAAUAAUAAUAAUUUUUUAAAAAGUUACUGGAGGUGUGCCUGUGAUAUUAUAAUUUUUUGUGCCAAAACAGUCACUAUUGAAACAGCUAUUGAAAAAAAGCCAAAAAAAUUCUAAUUCUUAGAAUUAACUGGAUAUAUUUUGUUAGUGUGCCUUUAAGAAAAUUAUUUGCAUGUGAAAUUAACUUUAAAUCAAAGUGUGCCACACAAACCUCUAAGAUCAAACUGAAGUGUAUGUUAUGGAUAUCGUAAAACAUAAAAGAAUAACUUAAUAUGCUUUGAGUUCUAAAAGUCACAAUGUAUUUCUAAUGCAUCAAGCUUUUUCUGAAAAGGCUAAGGGAUAAUUUGAUUCCUCAUGAUAUGGCCCCUUUAAAAUCUAACAUAAAAGCUAAUGGUCAUUUGAUAAAACUAACAUCCUGUUGCACUGUAUGCUAAAUCACUGUUACAUUUUUUGCAUUGGAUACUGAGAUGAGAUGAACACAUGCAGUGGGCAAAGGUCAUUACCAAGUCACACACAGACUUUGCCCUUUAUAUGGACAGAACAGACACACAAUGAUAGACAGAAUGUUUUAAAGUGUUGAGCUGUAGUACAAUCUGACACAUAAUAGUAUCUGUCAAUGUACACAUUUAUUAAAGUCAAUAUAACAUGGA